Annulohypoxylon maeteangense is the source of this 2311-nucleotide messenger RNA. RefSeq lists its product as uncharacterized. Bases 386 to 2197 code for a protein of 603 amino acids. The record is from RefSeq and is a predicted model, not a curated record. The transcript has 3 exons. Gene Ontology annotation, biological process: positive regulation of transcription by RNA polymerase II. Lineage: Eukaryota; Fungi; Ascomycota; Sordariomycetes; Xylariales; Hypoxylaceae. Gene Ontology annotation, molecular function: protein dimerization activity; RNA polymerase II cis-regulatory region sequence-specific DNA binding; DNA-binding transcription factor activity, RNA polymerase II-specific.
CUUCACGUCAGAUUAAGUCAUCGACCGAAUCGCAAGUCUAGUAUAUACAUACUACUUAUACUACGUAUACUACUACUAGUUCCGCUACUAUUACUAGCCCGAACUUUCUUCCCGCCUGUCAGAAAUAACCUUCUUUUAAUUCUCAAUCCUCACCGUUUGAAGCUUUGGGAGACGACAAGAAACACUCUUUUACGCUUUUUCAUGCCACCACAUAUCGCGGUGUCACUAUCAACCGAAUUAAGGGAUCUAUAAUCGCCGAGUUAAGAAUCCUUCGGCGGCAAUUGGGAGGCGAAGCCUUAUCACUUAACACACGACUCUUUUCUCUUUUUCUCUAUAUUAUUUCUUUUCUCUAUCUAUUUAUCGCAAAUAUAUAGAUUAAGUCAAGAUGGGACGAAGAAAGAUUGAAAUCAAAGCCAUUAAGGAUGACAGAAACCGCUCUGUCACAUUCCUGAAGCGAAAGGGCGGUUUAUUCAAGAAGGCGCACGAGCUGUCCGUGCUCUGCUCUGUCGAUGUCGCCGUAUUCAUCUUUGGUAGCAACAAGAAGCUCUACGAGUACUCUUCGGGCGAUAUGCGAGAUUUGAUUACAAGAUACCAAUAUCAUGGCGGUCCGAACGAGCACAAAGGUCCUCACGACUUCAACGGUGGCGAUGACGAUGAUGACGAAGACGGCGACGGUACUCCCCCUCACGGCCACGAAGGGUCUGUCGAGCCUCAAAUGAUUCCUCCCCAUUUCCAAGGCCAACCGCCUUUCCCUCAUCUUAGGCACCACACUCCUUCCGCGUCGCCUCCCAUUAACGGAAUGCCAUUCGCGCCUCGAAGUCACACCCCGCAGCCACAAAUCGCAUCCCGACCCUCAUCCAGAAACGAUUUCCGCCGCGAUCUACGUGUCCCUCAACAAGGCGCACCUCAGCAAGUUACCAACGGCUACGCGUACAUGCCUCAGCCUGCUAUUUACAACCCGCAAAGCCAGCCUGCCUAUCACCACGGUCUUCCGCCAGCAGCUCCAGGUCAAUAUCAAUACGCUUCUACCCAACAGCACGGUCCGGUCCAGUCGUAUAUGGAAGAUCAGCGCCGGUCAUCCGUGCCUCCUAACUACCCUCCGCAAGGUCCUCCACAGAACCAGCCACCGCGUCCUUCUCCGCCGCAACCAACUCAUCAAAUGCCACCUCAGCAAACUCCUCAUAUGUCUCCUCCCCAGCCGCCUCCUCAGCAUCUGGAACCCCCGCAGCAGCAACAGCCACAGUUAUCGCAAUCAAUGGCAGAACCCCAACAACUUCCUGCACCUAUAGAGCCUAAGCACGAACCACUCCAGGAGAGGACCGGCCAACGUUUGCUAGAUACGACAUCGGCGAUUAAAAAAUUACCGCAACGUAAGGGACACAGCAUUUUUACUCCGAUUGAUGAGAAUCAAUCGAUCCUGUCUAUGCAUCUGGAUUCUUUCAACGCGGAACCCCGUAGUAAGGAUGAUGUGAAUCGGUCUCAAUCUGUGGAUGUUGGCGCUGUAUCGCGUGCCAAAUCCAACUCAUCUCCACCUCUGCCGCAACGUUCUAACACCUCCAACCUGCCUAAUUCCCGCAAUUCCAUACCUACAAUCCCCGAAACGACAUUUACCCCCCCUUCUCGCUCUAAUAGCUUGAAGGUCGGUGGUGGUUCGCGGCCCCGCCUAAAGGUGCAAAUUCCCGAGGAGCAGUCUGAAGCCGGUAGCACUGCCGGCGGCGACACGGCUACCUCUCCCCGCACCACCACGGAAUCUACCGCACAAUCCGCUCGCCGGAAUGGUGCGGAAGGUCCUGGGGCCGGUGUAGUUCUUCCGCCUCCUUCACCUUCGGCGUCGGCUAUGCUAUCUGCAGGGGCAACUGGGCCGCCAAACCCAUUCGCUAGACCCCAUCCUCAGACCCAGAACAAUAAUUCCAUGAAUAUCGAUACUCCCGUUUCGGCCCUUCCAUCAAGGUUCCUCAAUAAUGAAUUCCUGCCAAGCCCUAGUUCAUUUUAUCCCGAGUGGAACUUUCGAGGUAGCGACAGCAACACCCUUCCUAGUCCUCUAAAUUUUGCUACGCCGGUGGUCGGCUCAGGUCCUUCCUUUCUAAGGGACGACAAUGGCCCGAGUACCACAAAGCGGAAGAGCCCAGAUAUAACCGCUGGCCAUCCGGACGGACCGGACGGCGGUGAGCCCAAGAGGAUUAGGGUUGACAGCUAGCCGCCCUCGAGUGUACAUUUAUCUCACUGACGCCAUCCGACUACCCCCUUAUAUUAUUAUUCUUUGAUUUACAAGUUUGUUUAUACCGCGACUCGCAAUUGUACAACAUCUUAU